AUGAAGUCCAAACCCGUUAAUGGCGAGACACCCUCCAGUCCUCCACUGCCAAAUGAGCCCACCACUGGAGAAACUCGCAUUGUGGACAUAGAUCCUCAGGGCGAUUUGGUGCUCAACAUCAAGCACGGGACAGCCGAUCACCAAUUUCGCGCCAGCACCGCCGCCCUGAAGACGAACUCGAAGUACUUCAGUGGCCUACUCCAGGGUCGUUUCGGCGAGAGCGAGAGGAUAGAGAAGAGCCACGCAGAGUUGAAGAGCAAGUAUGGCAGUCCUUCCAAAAGCCCUGCCGCGGAACUGCCAAUCAUAUACAUUGAGGAUAUUGGCCGAAUCUCUGCGGUCAAGUCGAUAGAGCCUCUGUGUACCGACUUCCUUACCGUCCUUCACGGCAAAGAACCGCAGACGAGCUUGCCUCCAGUUGCGAACUUAGCCAAUCUUGCUAUCGUCGCAGACCGUUUCGAUUCUUUGGAUGCAGUUCGCGCCUACGUGAGGCGUAGGAAGAUUCCUCGGGCUAUCGAUGGAAAGACAACCCCGAAGGCCGAGAACAGCCUGUCUGAAGAGAAAGUGAGGCAAAGGGUCUUGGUCGCCGUCCUGCUCGACUACGGCCCUUGGCUUGAGAAGUACAGUGCCCGCAUGAUCACGAAAGGCUGGGUUGGUAAAGAGGCCACCGAGUCGGCUGCUCUAUGGUGGGACUUGCCUUCGAGGCUUGAAGAAGAGCUGGCUUUUCGGAGAGACAGUAUCUUGGAUACAUUCCAAUCGCUUCAGGCAUACUUCUUGCGCCUCUACACUUCGCGCGAGCGGCAAUGUAAGCUGGGCUAUGAUUCAUCUGCGCAGUGUGAUUCUUUCCAGCUGGGCGAAAUGAUACGAUUCUUCACAAGGUCCGGAACUCUACAACUUCAGGGAACGAUUCUCGACACCGCAGAGCCACCUUUGCCAUACGAAGGGGACAUCUUCAACUUGGUUGAUUUGUUGCGACAAGUCCCAGAGUAUCAAAUCGACAGGAACCAUUCUCAUUGCGGCAUCAGGACGAGACUGAUCCCCUUGUUGGAUCUAAUCACGGAGAGCCUCUACUUCAUUGGGAUCUGUCCUGAAUGCUGGUCGCAAAGCCGUAUUGAACACGCUUGGAUGGAAGGCAAGCCUCCCUUGACAUGGAAGAGGCAAUCGCAUCGACUGCGCAAUUCGGGGCACAAGGAGUUGCAUGCUAACGUUGGAGCGUUAUUCACCGCGACUGACAGAGAUUGGGCGUCCUGA
Molecule: messenger RNA, 1248 nt
Organism: Zasmidium cellare ATCC 36951
Lineage: Eukaryota; Fungi; Ascomycota; Dothideomycetes; Mycosphaerellales; Mycosphaerellaceae
Exons: 1
Coding region: 1-1248 (415 amino acids)
Source: RefSeq, a predicted model, not a curated record